AUGCUAGAUGAGCUCGUCCCCAGUGGCCGGAUCUCCAUCAUGAAAGACGAAAACCCCGUCUUCACCCACGGCUACGUGCACGGCCAUGUCCACCACCACAAAAAUCAUAUGCAUAUCCAUGGACACAUCCAUAACCAUGACCAUGUACCCCACGACGCUGCAAAACCGGAGCCGGAAUUGGAAGGAGCGGCCGCAACCGCGGAAUCGUGCAAACAGUUCCAGAACGAGUUCGAUUUGUGUGGAGACAUCUUCUGCGAGGAGUUGGACGACUGCUACUUUGACGAGUGCGAUGACCCGGCAGUCAACGACAAGAUCGGCGAGGCGUCGGGGCUGGUUCUCGACAACUGCUUUUCUGGAUUCCACUCGUCGCCGACAGCAUCGGGCGUGUAUGCUGGGAGAAUGCCUGAGACAGAGACAGAGACAGAGACAAAAACCACACAGCCGUUUGCGAUGACGCAGGAGGUGGGGCCGCUGCAGAACAGGUUUUCGGGCAGUCUCUGCGAGUCGCAGAGACCGCGGCUCAACAUCUUCGAGAACUUGAUCAACAACGUGCAGCAGAACGUCGAGCAGUUCACCGCCCAGCCGGCAGACAGACCGGCGUACCCGGAGCCGUUGGUCAAGACGGAGGAGCCAGACCUGGCGCUCCACCUCCACUUCCCGCACCACUGCCACCUGGACAGCGCGGAAAACCGGCUCAAGAGUGAGUUCCAUACCCUCCACCAGUCGUGCUUCCAUGCUAAGAUCCCCGUGACGGGGGCCCAGAUCACUAACGAAGACGUCAAGUUUCCGCCCGAGAAGAACGAGCAGUUGGACUUUGAUUUCUUUGCGCAGUUCAACAACUUCAACAGAAUGAUCGGCGCCAGUGGCGGCCUGGACCAGAUUCUCCCGUACGCGCUGCCCAUGAACUCCUACAACUGUCAAUGGGAUAGUUGCACUCACUCCGUCGAUAAUUCCUCGCUUGUAGACCACGUUGUUGGCGCUCACAUGAAAUCGGAAGAGAGAGUGCUGCCGUACAACAACCAACACUCGAACUUCGAGUGUGAGUGGGACCAUUGUAAGUUCAUAGAUGCCGACUGGAACGUCUUUUUGGAGCAUCUCAGAUCGCAUAGGGUAGAGCCUGAUGGAUCUACGAAUGCUUCCGUCGACACCCACUAUGGCUCCGCCAGGACGGAGCAUGUUUCUCCGAUCCUCACUCCAAGAUCAAUUGAGGCAGUAUCUCAUUCUCCACAUAGCGCACAAGACGCUACGAAAGAUCCUUACGCCUUGAAUAUCACGAAAAUUCAUAUCUGCCCAAAGCCAAAGCCGAACACCCAAAUUGCCGACGAUAACUUCACCUGCAAAUGGCACAUCGGAAAAGACGGUGAUGGAAACCCCAUCAUCUGCAACAAGACUCACAAAGACGGCGGUGCUCUACAGAAGCAUCUACAAGAUGACCAUAUAGGGCUGAAGAAGUCACAAUACGAGUGUUGCUGGGACGGCUGCGAGCGUCACAACGGAAAGAUCUUUGUACAAAGACAAAAGCUACAUCGCCAUAUCCAUAUUCAUACCGGGCACAAACCUUGCAAAUGUGACAUUUGCAGCCAGCUGUUUGCUGUUCCCGCCAUGCUCAAACAACACAUGCGUGUGCACUCAGGAGAAAAACCUUACAAAUGCGAGGAAUGCGGGAAAAGCUUCGCGACCAAGUCUUCUCUCACCAUCCACACACGGCUUCAUUUGGGGAUCAAGCCGCUCAAAUGUCCCUGGCCCAAUUGUGACCGAUACUUCCGAGAGAACUCCAACUUGACGAAGCAUUUGAAAAGGCAUCACAACUUCACUUGCCCAGUCUGCCUGCAAGUGUUUGACAACCGCGCAGAGUUUACCAAACAUAAAAGGACUCAUGGUCAGGUCGCUGAAAAUGACCAUAGCUAUACAGUUGUGAACGUCACCCAGUAG
Messenger RNA from Australozyma saopauloensis, 1932 nucleotides. RefSeq names its product C2H2-type zinc finger protein. Gene Ontology annotation, biological process: regulation of transcription by RNA polymerase II. Gene Ontology annotation, molecular function: RNA polymerase II cis-regulatory region sequence-specific DNA binding; DNA-binding transcription factor activity, RNA polymerase II-specific. NCBI's taxonomy places the organism in Eukaryota, Fungi, Ascomycota, Pichiomycetes, Serinales, Metschnikowiaceae. The transcript has a single exon. Gene Ontology annotation, cellular component: nucleus. Bases 1 to 1932 code for a protein of 643 amino acids. The record is from RefSeq and is a predicted model, not a curated record.